Gigantopelta aegis is the source of this 2175-nucleotide messenger RNA. Its product is annotated as tRNA-splicing endonuclease subunit Sen15-like. Gene Ontology annotation, molecular function: nucleic acid binding. NCBI's taxonomy places the organism in Eukaryota, Metazoa, Mollusca, Gastropoda, Neomphalida, Peltospiridae. The transcript is spliced from 4 exons. Gene Ontology annotation, biological process: tRNA splicing, via endonucleolytic cleavage and ligation. The coding region runs from base 106 to 663 and encodes 185 amino acids. The record is from RefSeq and is a predicted model, not a curated record.
UGUCGAACUCUUUAUAACAACUGCAUUGCUGUACCCACGUGGAUAAGCUGUGGCAAAUGGAGCUAGCUAUUAUUUGUGCAGUUUGAACAUUGAUUGGCUUUGUUAAUGGCCAGUGCAUAUAGAACGUAUUUUCAGCAUCCAAAGUUUGAGGAGAUUGUGAAGAGAUUUCCAGGAAAUGAGGAACAGAUAAAACUUGCAUUUCAAGUUUACAUUGAUCUAAUUGAAGCGAGAGGCUGGUGGGACGUCGACGUGCACCACUCUGAACGGUUGCAGCUGAUGUUCGUGUCGGGGCGAGCUCGUGGACGCGACCCCAACACGCUGUUUGUACCGGUCGACGUCACCGAGGAAGUCAGCCCCGAGCAGAUACACAGUUUUUGCGAACACCUUGCGCUGCCUGGACAUACCACGCACGGCAUUACUCUGGCAAUCUGCGACAAGGAUUCAAGUACAACUUACUUCAAAGUAUCCAAUUCCCUUAUAGCACCAUCGCCUCCUGAGGUGACGGACGUACACAAACGAACGCGAGCGAAUCUGGCACAGAGCAGACGAGAUCAUUUGAAUAGCGAGAUCCGGCGUUUUUGUGAGGAGCGAACAGUCCCUGGACUACCAGGCACACAGCCUUGUGGUGCUGACUCUGGUACUAAGAGUGAAAAUGAUGCCUAGAUGUCAUUUAGUCCCUGAACUAUCAGGCACACAGCCUUGUGAUGCUGACUCUGGUACUAAGAGUGAAGAUGAUGUCUAGAUGUCAUUUAGUCCCUGAACUACCAGGCACACAGCCUUGUGACGCUGACUCUGGUACUAAGAGUAAAGAUGAUGUCUAGGUGUUCUUUACACCUCUAGUCUGUGAACUACCAACCACAGCUUUGUGACGCAGACUGUUAAUAAGAGUGAACGGGAGGUCUAAACGUGUUUUAGUGUCUACCAGACACCAAGCGUUGUGGCAAAGAUUCUGGUAACACAAUGGAACAGGAGAUCUGGAGGUCCUUUAAUCUGUGAACUACCAGACACGGAGCCUUGUGACGCAGACUUUGGUAAUAAGAGUGAACAGGAGGUCUAUAUAGAGAUCCUUUACAGCAUUAGUCUGUGAACUACCAGACACGGAGCCUUGUGACGCAGACUUUGGUAAUAAGAGUGAACAGGAAUUAUGGAGGUCCUUUAAUCUGUGAACUACCAGACACGGAGCCUUGUGACGCAGACUGUGGUAAUAAGAGUGAACAGGAGGUCUACAUAGAGAUCCUUUACAGCUUUAGUCUGUGAACUACCAGACACGGAGCCUUGUGACGCAGACUUUGGUAAUAAGAGUGAACAGGAGAUCUGGAGGUCCUUUAAUCUGUGAACUACCAGACACGGAGCCUUGUGACGCAGACUUUGGUAAUAAGAGUGAACAGGAGGUCUAUAUAGAGAUCCUUUACAGCUUUAGUCUGAGGGGCAGGAUAUAGCUCAGUGGUAGAUUGCUUGCCUGAGGGUCACAGGAUCGAACACUAACUGUGGAUUCAGUUAGUUGGGGGUUUUUUCUUCUCAUUAUCACAUUUAAUGCCCCAUGGCAUAUAUAUCAAAUGUUGUUGUAUACAUUGUCUUGUCUGUGGAACAUGUAUAUACAAGAUCCUGCGUGGCCGUAUAAGCAGGAGUUACUUGUCUCGUGGCAGCAGGUUCUGUCUAUAAUCGGGAAGGGACGUGGCCCAGUGGUAAAGAGCCCGCUUGAUGUGUGGUCGGUAUAAGAUCGUUCUCAGUUGGUGGUCCCAUUAGGCUACUUCUUGUUCCAGCCAAUGCACCACGACUGGUAUAUCAAAGACCGUGGUAUAUGCUGUUCUUUCUGUGGGAUUGUGCAUAUAAAAGAUCCCUUGCUACUAAUGGACAAAUAUAACAGGUUUCCUCUCUAAGACUAUAUGUUAACAAUUACCAAAUGUUUGACAUCCAAUAUCCGAUGACUAAUAAAUCAACAUGCUCUAGUUGUGCUAAACAAAACAAAUUUUAACUGUUUAUAAUCGAUAGACUAAUCUGAAUCUUUCUAAAAUAAUGUUACUAAACGGGCGUUAUUUAACUGUGCUGCUGGGAUCGAUCCCCGUCGGUGGCCGGCCCAUUGGGCUAUUUCUCGUUCCAGCCAGUGCACCUCGACUGGCAUAUCAAAAGCCGUCGUAUGUACUACCCUAUCUGUGUGGGAUGGUGCAUAUAAAA